AUGAGUAAAUUCCAAGCUUUUGAAUUUCAUGUGAUUUGUGCUUUUUGUUUGCAAGAUGCUAAAGGAAAUGAUGUGGACCUCAGCAUCUACAAAGGGAAAGUCAUGAUUAUGGUGAAUGUUGCCUCACAAUGGUUUUUUCUGACUCUCCCAGAUCCUAGAAUGGGGACAGGGCUUAAGAAAAGAGUGAAAUCUUCAUUUGAAGAGAACUUACCUUUGGUUCUGACAUUCAACUCUUAUCCAAUGCAACGGCUUGACCAAUUCAAAUUACACAGAGUUGAGCAAGUUGUCUGGAAAUUUUGGCUUUCCCUUGUAAUUAGUUUGGUGGGCAAGAGCCAAGGACCAAAUGAGCAGAUAAUGGAGUUUGCUUGCACUUGCUUUAAGGCUGAAUUUCCCAUAUUUGAUAAGGUGGUUAAAUCAGAAGUCUUCUUGUCCUUAUUGCAAUUUGAUUCUUCUUAG
Messenger RNA from Thlaspi arvense, 456 nucleotides. NCBI's taxonomy places the organism in Eukaryota, Viridiplantae, Streptophyta, Magnoliopsida, Brassicales, Brassicaceae. The record is from the annotation of a GenBank genome assembly.